AUGGCAAGCUACCGCUUCCUCAUCCAGAAGCUGUGCGGAUCCUUCGAGGGCUGCGAGUUCCUCCACGUCCCGUGCGCGGAGAAUGAAGCAGCCGACACGCUCGCCAAGAUCGCCUCGUCACGACAAGCCAUCCCGUCCGACGUCUCCCUCGAGCACCUGCGCAAGCCAUCCGUCAAGCCAUCGCCGGACUCCGAGUCCAUCCACGUUCCAGACGACCCGUACGCACCUCAACCCGGCCCGAGGGCUGCUGAACCCGGCCCGGGGGCUGCUCAGCUCGACCCGGCCACCAUCGUCCCGGACCCGGCCGUCGCCAUCCCCAACCCAGGGGCUGCUCAACCCAGCUCGGGGGCUGCUGACUCGAAACCCACCCUGGUGGCCGUCUUCGCCGUGGUUGCGGCUCCAUCUUGGGCCCUCCCAAUAUCAGAAUUUUUGGAGAAUGGGGUUCUCCCCAUGGACGAGACCGAAGCCCGGCAAGUGCAGCGCUGGGAGUCCGCCUACAACAUCAUCAACAACGAGCUCUGGACAAAUUCACCAAAUGGAUCGAGGCAAGACCAAUCAAGAAACUGGAUGGGUAAACAGACGUCCGGUUCAUCAAGGACAUAG
Aegilops tauschii subsp. strangulata is the source of this 603-nucleotide messenger RNA. RefSeq lists its product as uncharacterized. The record is from RefSeq and is a predicted model, not a curated record. NCBI's taxonomy places the organism in Eukaryota, Viridiplantae, Streptophyta, Magnoliopsida, Poales, Poaceae.